UCAAAUCAUAUCAAAAAAAAAUUCAUCUAAAAUCUAGGCUGGUUGUGACGGAGAAACUAAAACAUCUCUUCUCCUCUUCCUUUUUUCCGCCUCUGUUUUUGAUCCAUUAAACUUGCCGGCAAUUAGCCGUCUCUCAAUUUGAUUAGUAGUCUGCUCCAUCUAAGACUCUCCUUUCCUUCUGCUUCUCUUCCCUUCCCUUCACAUUCACGUUUCUUCCUUCUGUUUUCUCAAUUUCAUGCCAUCAGAUAAAUUCUUUUCAUAUUUAUCCUUUUAAACAUGACUUUCUCUUGGAAAAAGGAAAAAAAAUAAAAUCCCUUUUAUAGGUUGUAACUACCUCUUCUGUGUUUUUUUCCAUUGUUUUCCUUGUUAGAUACCAGCCAAACCCGUCAUGGUAUUCGGGAUUGUCUGGAACUCGUUUAUUAUUUUGAUCAUCGUCUUUGGUUUGUUGUUUUUGAUUCGAGUGCUUUUAUUUAAAUCUGGGUUGAUAUACGUUACCAAGAAAUGGUGGAGAGUGAUCGAAGAUUGUUUUCAUGUGUAUCAAUUCUUCAAGGUUCCAGAAUUCAACGAAAAUAUGCAAGAGAAUCAGUUGUAUCGCAAAGUUUAUAUUUAUUUAAAUUCUUUAACUUCCAUUGAAGACUCAGAUUUCACUAACCUUUUCACAGGGAAAAAGUCCAACGAAAUCGUCCUCGGCCUCGAUCCUAAUCAAAUCAUUGAAGAUGAUUUUCUUGGAGCUCGGGUUUCUUGGAUAAACCAAGAGAAGAACGACACAAAUACUUGCAGAACCUUCGUUUUGAAGGUAAGAAAAGCCGAUAAGCGAAGAAUUCUGCGUCCUUAUCUCCAACACAUACACGCUGUUUCCGAUGAGCUCGACCAGAAAAAGAAAGAUUUGAGACUAUACAUAAGUAUCCAAAAUCAUCGUCAUAGCCAAAACGAACGGUGGAGAUCUGUCCCCUUCACUCACCCCUCAACUUUCGAGACGAUUGCCAUGGAGUCGGAUCUCAAAAACAAGGUAAAAUAUGAUCUUGAGUCAUUCCUUAAAGCCAGACAAUUCUAUCAUCGACUAGGCCGUGUUUGGAAACGAAGCUUCCUCUUAUACGGUCCUUCAGGUACAGGAAAAUCAAGCUUUGUGGCAGCGAUGGCUAAUUUUUUAUGUUACGAUGUUUACGACAUCGAUAUUUCAAGGGUCUCAGAUGAUUUGGAUCUCAAAAUGCUAUUGUUGCAAACAACAAGCAAGUCCGUCAUUCUAAUCGAGGAUCUUGAUCGGUUUUUGGUUGAUAAAUCAACGGCGGUGAGCUUAUCCGGGGUAUCAAACUUCAUGGACGGGAUAUUAAACUCCUGCUGCCUGGAAGAAAGAAUUAUGGUCUUCACCAUGAACAGUAAAGAGCUUAUUGACCCGGCUAUACUUCGACCGGGUCGCAUAGAUGUUCACAUCCAUUUUCCAUUAUGUAAUUUCUCAGCUUUCAAAACAUUAGCAAACAGUUAUUUGGGACUAAAAGAUCAUAAGUUGUUCCCCCAAGUGGAGGAGAUUUUUCAAAGUGGGGCGAGUUUGAGUCCAGCAGAGAUCGGUGAGUUAAUGAUAGCCAACAGGAACUCACCUAGUCGAGCCCUGAAAUCGGUCAUCACGGCUUUGCACGACGGCGAUGGCAGGGGGUCUUCCAGUAUCGGACAGCGGUUGUAUGAAAGUUGGUCAAGGAAAUCACUGGACGAAACAGGGGAUUCUAGUUCCGUGUUCAGGGAAAAUACUGUCAAGGAGUUUAAAAAGUUGUACGGUUUAUUGAGGAUUAAGAGUAGUAGAAAAGAUCAAUCGUAUGAUUUGUCUGUCGAACAAAAGGAGGGAUGAUCAUGCGGUGGAUACUUGUGGUCACAUGUUUCAAAAUGUUUCCAAGUUCCAACGAUGCUUCAACAAUUGGAGCAAAAGGGGGAGAAAUUACACAUGCAUAAGUUAAACACAGUUGAUGUUUUGUUGAUAGCUAAUUAGUCUGCAUUCAAUUUUUUGGCCUUAACAGACACAGGCUUCCAAGAUGGUUUCUUUUUGACAAAUUUUUGGUUGCAGAUUUAGUCUUAUAUUACAUGAAAAUUUAAAUGAGAUUGAAAAGAAAAUCUUCAUGGUUGUGCUGUGCUGAUACACUGGGAUGUCUUAUAAGGAUGGAACUGGGUUUGGUCUUUUUAAUCUCAUGAUUAGUAUGAUGAUGAUUUAUCAACAGCAUUUUGGA
Molecule: messenger RNA, 2213 nt
Organism: Mangifera indica (mango)
Lineage: Eukaryota; Viridiplantae; Streptophyta; Magnoliopsida; Sapindales; Anacardiaceae
Product: AAA-ATPase At2g46620-like
Molecular function (GO): ATP binding; ATP hydrolysis activity
Source: RefSeq, a predicted model, not a curated record